This is a messenger RNA of Cyclocybe aegerita, 3348 nucleotides long. NCBI's taxonomy places the organism in Eukaryota, Fungi, Basidiomycota, Agaricomycetes, Agaricales, Hemipholiotaceae. The record is from the annotation of a GenBank genome assembly.
AUGGAACAAUCCCUAAAUUCACCCUCUUGCUAUACGGACGACGCAAAUGCGAGCAGACGAGGUGACAACAGCCUUCUUUAUGCCCUUGGUGGCAUCGAUACCGCGUCGGACGAUUGCAGUGGACAAAUCGGAGACAUCAGCAAAAGCUCAGACGUCGAGGAGGAUCAUUGUGAUACAGGGUCCUGUGCUCCCAAAAGUGACUCACCGACAUCGAAUCCAGACAACAAGGGAGGCGAUUCGGAUGAUAAGUGCGGUUGUUGUGCAGGAAAGGGUGAAACGGUCGAACGAGGAGAUGAAGCAAAAGAGUUGGAGAGUGCAUGCGGUGAUAGUUGCUGUGGCGGAGAGGAAAAUGCUGAGAAGGAAGAUACAAGCGAAAGUUGCAAGGACGGCUGUUGUGGGGAGCUCAAGAGGGUCAGUGAGCAGGAUGCCGCCUGUGAGAAAGCAUGCUGCACCAAAGCGGUCGAGAUUACCAGCAAGGAAUGCGAUGAAGAAUCCGUGGAUGCCUGUGGAUGUUGUGCGCCAGAGGAGGAAGAUGGAUCUUCCAGUGCACCUCAGGAGAACGACAUGGAAGAAGAUUCGGCAUGCCCGUGCUGCAUCCAGGUGCUUAUCAACGAACCCGCUCUGAGAGCGAAGCCCACACCCUCGCACACUCCUCUCGACGACGUUGUCGAAUCCGCGAGAUCGCGGCUAGAAUCAUCUGCUCGCAUUCUUCGAGCAUGCUGCAAGACCCUCGAGGACUACUGUGUCGGUCGUUCUUGCUGUUUUGUAGCACCUCCAACGCACCCAAAGAAACCCUCGACAAGUCGGAGUCCAGUCAAAAAGGACCAAUCACGCGGACCAAACGUUACCCCCAUCAGCGAAGUGCCCAAGGAUGUUGCAGGUCGCGAGAAGCUUCGCCUCGAGGUCCGAGGCAUGGACUGUCCCGACUGUACACCCAAGGUCCUACGUGCCUUAUCCCACCUCCCAUCGGUUCAUGGCUGCUCCAUUGACUACUUCAGUGGCAUGGCUGAACUUUAUCAUGAUCCAGAAAGCAUCUCACCGUCUGCAAUCGCCUCUUAUGUUGCACGCGCGACAGGGUUCGGAGUUCGGCCAUUGACAAACCUAGCGAAUGGGGAAUCGGCCAUCGUCACUCUCCCUCUCUCCUUUGCCGUCAAGCCUCCAGCGGAGGCAUUCGCAGGGUUAGAUACUGCCCCAGGGUCAGAUCCCUGCGUCGUAGACAUAUCUUUUCCAGUCAGCCCAGACAAACCUCAACGGCCACGAGAUAUUCUUGCACAGUUCAAACCAUAUGGUGCCGAACUUGCCCCCAAUGCACCUCGCGGCGAACGCGACAACGCAACGCGCGACUUAAUCAACGUCGGCCUCCGCACUUUGGCCAGCGCCAUCCUUUCGACUCCCAUUCUUGUUCUCGCGUGGGCUGAUUUACCUCCUCGACCGGUCCUCCAUGGUGCCAUCUCCGUGGCACUCGCUACCGGCAUUCAACUUCUUGGAUAUUCUAUCCUCUCAUCAGCUUUUCGUUCUAUCCUUUAUCUUCGUCAAAUCGAUUUGAGUGUCCUAGUUGCCGUCAGCACCCUCAUAGCUUACCUCUUCUCGGUCAUCGCAUAUGCUUUCGAGGUCGCAGGCCGAUCUUUCUCAGCUCCUUUCUUCGAGACUACUGCCCUCCUCGUCACCCUUAUCCUGCUAGGUCGCACCAUUGCCGCUGCUACUCGACAAUCGACGAUGUCUGCCCUGCGUGAGUUGGAGAGACUUCAGCCGAACGACGUCUUGCUCCUAUCGGGAGAGAGCAACUCAAUGACGGUGACAUUGGAUUCGCGGUUAUUGUUCUACGGAGACGUCAUUCGUAUCCCACCAGACACUCGUAUCGCAACAGACGGCAUCAUCAUCAGUGGAUCCAGUGAUGUAGACGAGUCCUCGAUCACAGGCGAAAGCGUCGCAGUGCCCAAGGAGACAGGAAACCGCGUGAUCGCUAGUACUCUCAACCUGAACGGCACACUGGACGUCCAAGUUACACGUCUCAUCCACGAGAACUCGCUUUCGCGAAUCACCAUGCUCGUCAAACACGCUCAGAUGACACGCGCCGCCCAGUCGCCAGUUCAGGAUUUGGCGGAUAGGUUGUCGGCUUGGAUACUUCCGAUAGCUACUUUUGCUGCUUUCACCGCGUUCGUUGUUUGGGUUCUGGUGGGGAUUUAUGUUAUACACCUAUCAAAGACAGCGGCAUCUGUGGACGCGCUGACGUAUAUGAUUGCUGUUUUCGUUGUCAGUUGCCCUUGUGCAGUUGGGCUCGCAGUGCCCAUGGUGAUUUCUCGCUCGAUUCGCAUCGCACUGAAGGAGGGUGUACUUUUCCGCUCACCUACCGUCCUACAACUGGCCAACAACGUCGAUACUCUGGUGUUUGACAAGACUGGAACUCUAACUCAAGGGUUGUUUUCCGUUGAACGGGUGGAGGUCCUAGUUAAAGGCGCCGAACCGCUUAUAAUGGCACUCAUCAAAGAUAAUAAACAUCCGAUUUCGCAAGGUGUCUAUCGAUACCUUACCUCUCAACGCCCAUCAACUGGAGGCAAGGAACUGCUAGAGAAAGGCGGGGUUCAAGUUUCCGACAUUGUGUCUCUCCCAGGAAAAGGAAUCAAGGCUACCAUACAAGGGUUUCCGCUCCUUGGCGGCAGUCCGAGCUUCACAGGCGCAUGCAAUCAUCCCAUCUCGGUCGAACUCCAAACCUCGGGUCUUUCGCUUUUCAGCGUCACGCUUGCAGGUCAGCCUCUCGUAAUUUUUGGACUCGUCGACACACCUCGUCCUGAAGCCAAAACACUGCUCAACGAACUCAAGAAACGGGGUAAAAAGGUGGUCAUCAUGAGUGGUGAUACGCCUUCCUCCGUCCAUCGUCUCGCUGAGACUCUUGGCCUCCCCUCUACCGAUGUCUUUUCUGGGUGUACGCCAGAGGACAAGGACACAUCCAUUGCUGCUUUACAAGCUAAAGGCAGCCGUGUUUGCUUCAUUGGGGAUGGGACGAAUGACGCCCCAGCGCUCUCGCGUGCUGACGUCUCUUUGGCUGUUGCCUCUGGCUCUGAGGUUGCUCUAGGUGCAGCCGGUGCGGUCCUCCUGGGUUCUGACCUCAAUCGAGGGGUGCUCACGCUGUUGCAUAUCGCAAGAGAUGCGAAGAGGCAUUGCUUGUUGGCUUUAGGUUGGUGUGUGGUGUAUAAUGUGUUUGCAAUUCUGCUUGCUUCUGGGGUGUUUGUCAAGGUUAGAAUUGAGCCGAGGUGGGCUGGUGUAGGAGAGGUUGUAAGUGUUCUUCCAGUGAUUGGCGUUGCGUUCUUGUUGGAUGUGAAGUGGGGGCGGGGAAAGAAGAGGAUGUGA